UCACUUCACUCCAUCCCUUUUCAUCUUUCUAGUUAUUAUCGAGAAAUAAACCUUGUCGAGAUAACCUAAUCGACGAAGCUCCCUACCUCAAUCAUCUAUUAAGCAAUGAGACGCCCAUUGCGACUAAGAGAUCCAGCUCAUGCUCACUGUACAACAGUAGAUGGAAACUCUAGCCAUGUCCGAUGCAACUACUGUAAGCAUACAAUGCGGGGAGGAGUUAGCCGCCUCAAGGAACAUCUAGCUAGAAAGAGAGGGAAUGUAGUCGCUUGCAAAAAAUGCCCAGAAAAUGUGACAUCUGAAAUGAGGAAGCUACUUGCCAGGCGAGCAUCUGAGAUAGAGGAGGAGGAGAAUAAUAUGAUGAGGCAAUCAUCAGAAAUAAUGAGAGAUGGAGAAGCUGAAGGAGGUUUAUCUCGCAGGACUAAUGCAGAGAUUGAUGAGGAGAGAAUUUUGUUGGAAAGAGCUAUCCAAGAAAGCCUCCGUACUUAUGAGAUGGAAAAGAAGACGAUUGCAAGAGAUGAGGAUGAGUUCGAAGCUGCUUGUCGCGCAAGCAAACUCUCUUACCAGCAAGAGCUGCAGAGGCGUGGGGAGGGUUGUAGUGGGACGAAGCCAUGGCCUCCAAAUGAGGAUUACAACUGCAAUAAUCAUAUUAAUCUGGAUGACUCUGAUUCAGAUUAUGAUAGUGAUUAAGGAUUUUAAUUUUUUAUCUUAACUUUAGUAUUUAAAAACUUGAGUUUAUCAUUUCCUAUAUAAGUAUGGCUCUUAUGGGGCAAGAAUAAAUUGUUGAUAUUGAG
This is a messenger RNA of Rubroshorea leprosula, 791 nucleotides long. Lineage: Eukaryota; Viridiplantae; Streptophyta; Magnoliopsida; Malvales; Dipterocarpaceae. The record is from the annotation of a GenBank genome assembly.